CCUGUGAGGGGAAUCAUGAAUCAGGCUGUUCUCACACUGCUGUGUGCUCUGGUGUUUGGAGUGACUCUUACACACUCUGCAGGGCAAGCAGGGGGGCUAUCACAACGCUGUUUAUGCAGAGGCAGACUGCUGAAAGCAGUGAAGCCCAGAUGGAUUCGUGCAGUUGAAUUGCUCCCACCAAGUCCCUCUUGCUCAAAGACGGAGAUUAUAUUGACUGUGACUGGAAAAGGAAAGGGUAAAGGAAAGGAGGUUAACAGAAUGUUAAAGGUGUGUUUGGAUCCAAAUAAGAGGCAAGGCCAGAGAUUACUGAAGGGCAAAUGGAGGCAAAACAAAAAGCAAAGGAACAGAGGAAGAAAAGAGAAGAUUAAGAAGUCUGACAACAAGGAUGAUUAUUGAAGUUAUUCUAUCUGUUAUAAUGCACAAGAUUUCAAAGCCAUUUAGCCAUAAAUGUAUUCUUUGUGAUUCUUUGUGAUUUCUAUGAUGAAACUAUAACUAACACUAUCGUUUUGAGCUGAACACACUUUUUAACUUUUACUGAAUAAUUUUUAUACAAACCUUUCUAAUCCAGAGGAAAUCUGUGUGUGAUGUAGCCAUGAAAUAAAAAUA
Sinocyclocheilus rhinocerous is the source of this 606-nucleotide messenger RNA. Its product is annotated as C-X-C motif chemokine 10-like. The record is from RefSeq and is a predicted model, not a curated record. The transcript has 4 exons. The coding region runs from base 16 to 396 and encodes 126 amino acids. Gene Ontology annotation, molecular function: chemokine activity. NCBI's taxonomy places the organism in Eukaryota, Metazoa, Chordata, Actinopteri, Cypriniformes, Cyprinidae. Gene Ontology annotation, biological process: immune response. Gene Ontology annotation, cellular component: extracellular region.